Molecule: messenger RNA, 956 nt
Organism: Protopterus annectens (West African lungfish)
Lineage: Eukaryota; Metazoa; Chordata; Ceratodontiformes; Protopteridae
Gene: TFPI2
Product: tissue factor pathway inhibitor 2
Exons: 5
Coding region: 140-832 (230 amino acids)
Biological process (GO): negative regulation of peptidase activity
Cellular component (GO): extracellular region
Molecular function (GO): serine-type endopeptidase inhibitor activity
Source: RefSeq, a predicted model, not a curated record
CCUGGAUAGAAAGGGGGCCGAUCUUGUAUAAAAUGGUGUCCCUCACAAGAACUCUCCACUGCAGAGCCUAAGGCAGGAAAGCCCUUCCGAUAACAAAUAACCGGUUCUAGCAACAGCUCCCUGCGGACAGACAUAAAAAAUGCCUAAUGCUUGUUUCGGAACAAUGAAGAUUUCCUUGUUCGUGGGUGUUGUUUUGCAUAUCAUCCAAGGGGUUCUAGGGACUCCUUUGAAAGAUAAUAGAAACAUUUGCCUCUUGCCAUCAGAUGAAGGACCAUGCCGCGCAUUGAUUCCACAAUUUUAUUAUGACAGGUACACUCAAAGCUGCAAGCUAUUUCACUAUGGUGGAUGCUAUGGAAAUGAUAACCGGUUUGAAGAUCUGGAUGAAUGUGAAAAAACCUGUUGGCAUAUAAAAAAAGUGCCAAAGAUUUGCAGAUUGGAAGCAGAUGAAGGAUUAUGCAGAGGUAUGAUAAAGAAAUAUUUCUACAACAUGACUUCAGGGCGGUGUGAGCCAUUUUAUUAUGGAGGUUGCUACGGUAAUGAUAACAACUUCAUAGAUAAAGAGUCAUGCAUGCAGUACUGUGAAUCUCAGAAAUAUGGGCCCUUGCUGUGCUUUGAACCUAAAGAUGAAGGGCAAUGUUCUGCUGAAGUGACCAGAUUUUACUACAACUAUGAGAAGAAAAUGUGUGAAACAUUCCAGUAUACAGGCUGUGGGGGAAAUAAUAAUAACUUUGUCACUUUGAAAGAUUGUGAUAAUGUAUGCACAAAAGUAAUCCGGAAACAGAAGGCGUUUCGAAUAAAAAAGAGGAAGCCCUUAACCCUCAAUGGCAAGUGAAGAAAAAAGUAUAUACUUUACAAAGAAAAUGGCAGGUGGUGCUGAACAUGCUUAUUUUUUUACUUUGUGGUCUCAUUUAUGACCUUGUGUUAUAAAUGGAUAAUAAAGGUUAUAAUUAAUUUUU